Messenger RNA from Frankliniella occidentalis (western flower thrips), 1020 nucleotides. Its product is annotated as cadherin-related family member 1-like. Gene Ontology annotation, molecular function: calcium ion binding. The transcript is spliced from 6 exons. NCBI's taxonomy places the organism in Eukaryota, Metazoa, Arthropoda, Insecta, Thysanoptera, Thripidae. Gene Ontology annotation, biological process: homophilic cell-cell adhesion. The coding region runs from base 418 to 1020 and encodes 200 amino acids. The record is from RefSeq and is a predicted model, not a curated record. Gene Ontology annotation, cellular component: plasma membrane.
GCGCCGCCGAGCGGAGCGAACGCACGCCGUCCCGUGAGACCCGCGCCUUUCCAGCCGAGCCGAGCCGGUUCACGAGAACACGACGCGAAGCGGACGACUUUGCCUUGCUCUCGCGUUAGCGUCCCGUGCGGAAGGAUAUUCGACAACAAAAAACAGUAGUGGAGCUCGUGAGUGACAACUAACAGUUGGUUCUCCCAGACGCACGGCCGCCCGGUCGCCAAGUGAUUUGUGCCGAACGUCUUCGCUUGUGUUGUGUGACGCUGUGUGUGUGUGGACGGUCUCCUCGGUGCGACUCGGAAUAAAAACACGCCUCAUCGUCAGUGCUGUAUUAGUGUCUCGGAUACCAGGAUAUUACCAACCUCAACCCACACGUGGAUUACUCUGACUUUUCUUUGGCGAGGGAUGGUGUGACUGGCCAUGCGGCUGCGGCGGGGCGCGGGGCCCCCGGGCUGGGCCGUGGGCUCUCCCGCGGGGCCGCUGGUGCUCUGCUUGCUGUGCUUGCUGCUCGCCCUCGGCCGGCCCCUGCUGGCCCUCCCCUCGCCCGCCCCCUCCCCCUCGCCCGGAGCGGCGCCCGACGCCGACCCGGCCCGCCACGCUGCUGUCGCCAGAGCGCAAGCGGACAGCCGGUGCUUCCUGGAGAGCGGUUCGUCUGCGGAGAGCUUCUUUGUCAGCGAGGACCUUCCCGUUGGCUCCGUCAUUGGAGUGCUGUCGGUGCUGGGAGACCCGAGCGAGCCCCAUGGAGACAUCGCGCUGCGCCUGCAGGAGACGGACAGCCCCGUGCGAGUGUCACCGGGCAGCAAGAACCUCACACUCAUGCGGAGGCUGGACAAGGAGGGCAUUGAAGGCCCCGCGUCUGUGUACAUCAGCAUCAUCUGUGAUAGAAAACGCACCGCUGAUCCGGGCCUCUCGAUUCCGGUCAAUAUUCGGGUGACGGACGCGAACGACAACGCGCCUCAGUUUGUGAACGCACCAUACGUGCUCAACAUAUCCGAGGUACGGACGAAGAACUUUCCGAAAUAA